Molecule: messenger RNA, 1748 nt
Organism: Chrysochloris asiatica (Cape golden mole)
Lineage: Eukaryota; Metazoa; Chordata; Mammalia; Afrosoricida; Chrysochloridae
Gene: LYN
Product: v-yes-1 Yamaguchi sarcoma viral related oncogene homolog
Exons: 13
Coding region: 103-1578 (491 amino acids)
Biological process (GO): protein phosphorylation; cell differentiation; innate immune response
Cellular component (GO): extrinsic component of cytoplasmic side of plasma membrane
Molecular function (GO): non-membrane spanning protein tyrosine kinase activity; ATP binding; signaling receptor binding
Source: RefSeq, a predicted model, not a curated record
GCUGGCUGGACCCGACCUCUCCGUCGCACCCCCAACUCGGAACUGAAGUCACCGUGGAGCUCCGCAGCCGCCGCCCCACAACUUCCACUGUGAGCGGGAAAUAUGGGAUGUAUAAAAUCAAAAAGGAAAGACAAUCUGAAUGGCGAUGGAAUAGAUAUGAAGACCCAACCAGUUCCAGAAUCUCAGCUUUUGCCUGGACAGAGGUUUCAAACUAAAGAUCCGGAUGAGCAAGGAGACAUUGUAGUAGCCUUGUAUCCCUACGAUGGCAUCCACCCAGAUGACUUGUCAUUCAAGAAAGGAGAGAAAAUGAAAGUCCUGGAGGAGCAUGGAGAGUGGUGGAAAGCAAAAUCCCUUGCAACAAAGAGAGAAGGCUUCAUCCCCAGCAAUUACGUAGCCAAAGUCAACACCUUAGAGACAGAAGAGUGGUUUUUCAAGGAUAUAACCAGAAAAGAUGCCGAAAGGCAGCUCCUGGCUCCAGGAAACAGUGCUGGAGCCUUUCUCAUUAGAGAAAGUGAGACGUUGAAAGGAAGCUUCUCUCUCUCUGUCAGGGAUUAUGACCCUAUGCAAGGUGAUGUUAUUAAGCACUACAAAAUUCGAAGUCUGGACAAUGGGGGUUAUUACAUCUCUCCACGAAUCACUUUCCCCUGUAUCAGUGACAUGAUUAAGCAUUAUCAGAAGCAGUCCGAUGGCUUAUGUAGAAGAUUGGAGAAGGCGUGCAUUAGUCCCAAACCACAGAAACCAUGGGAUAAAGAUGCCUGGGAGAUCCCACGGGAGUCCAUUAAACUGGUGAAGAGGCUAGGUGCAGGCCAGUUUGGAGAAGUCUGGAUGGGUUACUAUAAUAAUAGCACGAAAGUGGCUGUGAAAACCCUGAAGCCAGGCACCAUGUCAGUGCAAGCCUUCAUGGAAGAAGCCAACCUCAUGAAGAUGCUGCAACACGACAAGCUGGUGCGGCUCUAUGCCGUGGUCACCAAGGAGGAACCCAUCUACAUCAUCACAGAGUACAUGGCCAAAGGCAGUUUGCUGGAUUUCCUGAAGAGCGAUGAAGGUGGCAAAGUCCUGCUUCCAAAACUAAUUGACUUUUCUGCUCAGAUUGCAGAAGGAAUGGCGUACAUCGAGAGGAAGAGUUAUAUCCACCGAGACCUACGAGCUGCCAACGUCCUUGUGUCGGAGUCUCUGAUGUGCAAAAUCGCUGACUUUGGCCUUGCCCGUGUCAUUGAGGACAAUGAGUACACUGCGCGGGAAGGUGCUAAGUUCCCUAUUAAGUGGACAGCCCCAGAAGCCAUUAACUUUGGAUGUUUCACUAUUAAGUCUGAUGUGUGGUCCUUUGGAAUUCUGCUGUAUGAAAUUGUUACUUACGGGAAAAUUCCCUACCCAGGGAGAACCAAUGCUGAUGUGAUGGCUGCCCUGGCUCAGGGCUAUAGGAUGCCCCGGAUGGAGAACUGCCCUGAUGAGCUUUAUGACAUCAUGAAGAUGUGCUGGAAGGAGAAGGCAGAGGAGAGGCCCACAUUUGAUUACUUACAGAGCGUCCUGGAUGAUUUCUACACAGCAACAGAAGGGCAGUAUCAGCAGCAGCCUUAGCACACAGGGAGAUAGAUCUGUGCCCAGGGCAGGGAUGGUUGUGUUGGCUGUCUCAUUUCAAAAGGAAAAAUCACAAACACUGGCUGCAGUAGUUAAUUGUGUGCUUGGACCAUCCAUGAUGCCUGCUUUCUGACAGCAGGGGCUAAGAACUCAGGAAGAACACGCCUCUA